AUGUCACAAGAUUCCGCACUCGGAUUCUUCCUCACCCUCCCAAGCGACUCUGGCAAGAAACACAUCCAGCUGCUAAGAAUUUGGCCUGGGUUCAUCGAGCUGCUCAUUUAUUCCACGAUAGUGGCUUUGGAAGGCAUGUGGCUGCAGCAGCCUGACAGAUACUUGCAGAUACUGAGAAGAUACGUUGGAAAGAAAAACAAAAACAAACAAACAAACAUAAACUGCCCUAAAUCCCCAACUGUUUUAUAACAGGAAGUAUCCAGAGAACCCCAUUGCUCAUCAGAUUUCUCCAACUUUGAGACGGAAUCUGUGCACCAAACAGACAAGGAGAUUCAAGCAGAUCUGGAUCGCACCAGCAAUGUGGAAGGGUCUGAAUAUUCUUACCAAGGAGGCAGUGUAGGGUUCAAGGAGAUGCAAACCGAGAUUGAGUUUGCUGUGCAGAUAACCCCAAUUAAAGAUUUGAAAAAGCAUCAGGAAAGGAUGGAUGCCAACAGUUCAGGAUCCCCAGCUAUCCCCACUAUUGUGACUGAUACGCUUGCUAAUGGAGACCAACGGACACCAUCAGAGACCAGAAGGCAGCUAGAAGCCACCAGCAGUCCUCUUCCAUUAGACGCGGUUGCCAAAGAGGAGAAGGAUGAGCACAGAGAGGAGAAGGACGGCCAAGGAGCCAAGGAGCAGGUGCCCCGCAUUGUGGUGAGAGGAGCAGAGUCGGAGUGGUCGAGCAGCAGGUUGGAGUUAGCCAUUGAGACUGAGCUGGAGAAGAGGAGGAUUGAGUUUGAGCUGACGAGGCUCAAAUACGAACACGAAGAGAACGAGAGGCAGCGGCAGCAUGAGGAGAAGAUGGAGCAGCUGCGCCAGCAGCAGGCGCCACCCAAGGAGAUUGGACAACAGCUCCACGAACUCCUUCAACCCCAGAACGAGUAUGCUCUAUUUUUUUUCUGCUUCAUCUUUAUCCACUUUAUUUACACAGCCAGGGAGCUGGCUUUCUAUUUUAUUAUGAAACACGACAUAUUCUGCUUUGUUAUUUUGCUGUGUUUCAUUUUCAAGAAGAUUUUACUGGAUUACAGAAGUAGGAGAGUCUAA
Zootoca vivipara (common lizard) is the source of this 1083-nucleotide messenger RNA. Lineage: Eukaryota; Metazoa; Chordata; Lepidosauria; Squamata; Lacertidae. The record is from RefSeq and is a predicted model, not a curated record.